Molecule: messenger RNA, 1682 nt
Organism: Argiope bruennichi
Lineage: Eukaryota; Metazoa; Arthropoda; Arachnida; Araneae; Araneidae
Product: tubulin alpha-1A chain
Exons: 4
Coding region: 176-1531 (451 amino acids)
Biological process (GO): mitotic cell cycle; microtubule cytoskeleton organization
Cellular component (GO): cytoplasm; microtubule
Molecular function (GO): structural constituent of cytoskeleton; GTP binding
Source: RefSeq, a predicted model, not a curated record
UGUUGUGUAUCUCCUUAUUGGUGGAUUUUCCUUGAAGAUGCGGAGGAAAAUUCUGCAACGGAUGAUUCAGGUCUAGGGCGAGGUUCGUUGCACAACUCGCUGACGACUCAAUUUACAACGCAGCAUCUCUGCUCUGUUUCUUCUCCAGAUUCUACAUCUGAACUGACUGAUCAAAAUGCGUGAAUGCAUCAGUAUCCAUGUUGGACAGGCAGGCGUACAAAUAGGCAAUGCCUGCUGGGAGCUGUACUGCCUGGAGCAUGGCAUCCAGCCUGACGGCCAGAUGCCCAGCGACAAGACCAUCGGCGGCGGAGACGAUUCCUUCAACACUUUCUUCAGCGAAACUGGUGCCGGAAAGCACGUCCCCCGAGCCGUCUAUGUGGACCUGGAGCCCACAGUGGUGGACGAAGUCCGCACCGGCACCUACAGGCAGCUAUUCCACCCCGAACAGCUGAUCACGGGCAAGGAAGACGCGGCCAACAACUAUGCGAGAGGUCACUACACCAUUGGCAAGGAAAUAGUGGAUUUGGUGCUGGACAGAAUCCGCAAGCUGGCUGACCAAUGUACGGGACUUCAAGGUUUUCUGAUCUUCCACAGCUUUGGAGGUGGCACUGGAUCUGGCUUUACGUCCUUACUAAUGGAAAGAUUAUCCGUGGACUACGGAAAGAAAUCCAAGCUUGAAUUCGCAAUCUAUCCCGCUCCUCAGGUAUCCACAGCAGUUGUGGAACCCUACAAUUCCAUUCUGACCACCCACACAACUCUGGAGCACUCCGAUUGUGCUUUCAUGGUAGACAACGAGGCCAUCUACGACAUCUGCCGCAGAAAUCUUGACAUCGAGCGACCAACCUACACAAAUCUCAACAGAUUAAUCGGGCAGAUUGUCUCCUCAAUCACCGCAUCCCUCAGAUUCGAUGGAGCCCUGAACGUGGAUUUAACUGAAUUCCAGACCAACUUGGUACCUUAUCCAAGAAUCCACUUCCCGCUUGUAACCUAUGCUCCAGUGAUAUCUGCAGAGAAAGCCUACCAUGAGCAACUGACGGUGGCUGAAAUUACCAACGCUUGCUUCGAGCCAGCCAACCAGAUGGUCAAGUGCGAUCCAAGACACGGAAAAUAUAUGGCAUGUUGUCUGCUAUACCGAGGAGAUGUAGUCCCAAAGGAUGUGAACGCCGCCAUUGCUGCUAUCAAGACGAAACGGUCCAUACAGUUUGUGGAUUGGUGUCCGACUGGAUUUAAGGUCGGUAUCAAUUACCAACCACCCACUGUCGUGCCUGGUGGUGACCUCGCCAAAGUCCAACGUGCCGUGUGCAUGCUGUCCAACACAACAGCCAUUGCAGAAGCCUGGGCCCGUUUGGAUCACAAGUUCGAUCUCAUGUACGCCAAGAGAGCCUUUGUCCACUGGUAUGUCGGCGAAGGUAUGGAAGAAGGAGAGUUCUCCGAGGCCCGAGAAGAUCUGGCAGCUUUGGAGAAGGAUUAUGAAGAAGUUGGAAUCGACUCAACUGAUGGCGCCGAAGAGGAAGAAGGAGAAGAAUAUUAAAUUGCCCAAAAAAAUAUGCCAACAGUCAAAUUCUUUUUUAAAUAAUUUUUUUAUUUAUUUUCAACUACUGAAUUUUGUUAAUUGUGCUGUUCUGUGAGCAGAUUUUUGUUAUGUUUUAAACUAGAUGAUUCAUUAAAAGCAUAGUAUGAGA